AGGCACUAGAUUUCGGCUCACAGCACGAAGCAUUAGGUUCCUUCAAACCAGAAAACAUGGCCGCCAGCAAGGAGGAAGAUGUGCAAAUGAUGUUGGUUUGCAAGACUCACUUGGGAACAAGAAACGUGGACUAUCGCAUGAAGCGCUACAUCUUCCGCCGCACAGUGGAGGGAAUCCACAUCAUUCACCUGGGGAAGGCCUGGGAGAAAUUGAUGGUGGCGGCAAGGAUGAUUGUGGCAAUUGAGAACCCUGGGGACAUCAUUGUGGCUUCCCAGCGACCCUAUGGCUCUCGUGCUGUGUUGAAGUUCUCCCAGUACACCGGCGCCAAUCCCCUGGCCGGACGCUGGACGCCGGGAACGCUGACGAACCAGAUCACGCAGAAGUACUUGGAGCCUCGUCUUCUGAUCGUCACAGAUCCACGGACCGAUAGCCAAGCCAUCAAGGAGGCCUCCUAUGCGAGCAUCCCUGUGAUUGCUCUUUGUGAUACAGACUCUCCGUUGGAGAAUGUGGACGUGGCAAUUCCGGCAAACAACAAGGGCAAGGAAUCCAUUGCUUUGCUGUACUGGAUGCUGGCGCGUGAGGUGUUGUACCUCCGAGGCACUUUGCCUCGCAAUCAACCUUGGGAUGUGAUGGUGGAUUCAUUCUUCUGGCGCGACCCUGAAGAGAUCAUGCAGCAGGAGGAGGUGCAGCAGGACUGGGGCCAGCAAGCAGCAGCACCGGCAGCUUGGGAAGGAGCUGGUGGAGGCGGCAACUGGGAUGACAUUACGCAGGCCGCACAGGGCGACGGCUCCUGGGAUGCCCCUGCUGCGGGUGGCGAUGAUUGGAGUGCGCCGGCCGGUGGCACUGGCUGGUAAGGAGAUGCUGUGAAGGAAAUCGUGCAAGCAAUGGCGACGGAUGGUUUGUCUGUGAC
Molecule: messenger RNA, 910 nt
Organism: Durusdinium trenchii
Lineage: Eukaryota; Dinophyceae; Suessiales; Symbiodiniaceae
Source: the annotation of a GenBank genome assembly